Aquila chrysaetos chrysaetos is the source of this 4363-nucleotide messenger RNA. It is a transcript of the gene SUV39H2, whose product is annotated as suppressor of variegation 3-9 homolog 2. NCBI's taxonomy places the organism in Eukaryota, Metazoa, Chordata, Aves, Accipitriformes, Accipitridae. Gene Ontology annotation, molecular function: zinc ion binding; protein binding; histone H3K9 methyltransferase activity. The transcript has 6 exons. Gene Ontology annotation, cellular component: nucleus. The record is from RefSeq and is a predicted model, not a curated record. Bases 85 to 1308 code for a protein of 407 amino acids.
CGCGGGCCUCGACCCGCGCCUGGCGCCUGCGGCCCCGAGCGCGGGACACCCCCCCCUCCCCUCACACACACGCCCCGUCCCAAGAUGGAGGGCUGGCGAGGAGCUUGGUAUGUGCCAUGUCUAGCUUCACUUGAGACCCUUCAAGAAUUAUGUAGGAAGGAAAAUCUCAGAUGUAAAUCCAUUGGAAUCACCAACAGGAAUCUAAAGAGUUAUGAGGUGGAAUAUUUGUGUGACUACAAGGUAGAAGAGGGCACAGAAUACUAUCUUGUGAAAUGGAAAGGAUGGCCAGAAUCUUCAAAUACUUGGGAACCUCAGAAAAAUCUGAAAUGCCCAUUACUUCUUCAAAACUUUCUUAGUGACAAGAAUGAAUACUUGUCUCGGGUGAGAGAAGGCAAAGCACUGAAAGUGAGAAACCAUGUUAAAGCUUUGAAACCUGCGGUUGCAGAUUACAUUGUAAAGAAGGCUAAGCAAAGAAUAGCUCUGCAGAGAUGGAAAGAAGAACUCAACAGGAAAAAGAAUCAUAAAGCAAUGAUUCUGGUAGAAAACACUGUGGAUCUCGAAGGCCCUCCUUUAGACUUCUACUACAUUAACGAGUAUAAACCUGCUCCGGGAAUAAAUGUAAUAAACGGAAUAACGACUGGCUGUGAAUGCACUGACUGCCCUGCUGAGAAGUGCUGUCCAAAGGAGGCUGGAUUUAUUUUGGCUUACAAUAAACAAAAGAAGUUGAAAAUCCAGCCCGGCUUGCCCAUCUAUGAAUGCAAUUCAUUUUGUAGGUGUGGGCCUGACUGCCCUAAUAGGAUAGUACAGAAAGGUACACCGUAUUCUCUUUGCAUCUUCAGAACUAACAAUGGCCGUGGUUGGGGAGUGAAAACCCUCCAGACAAUUAAAACCAACAGUUUUGUGAUGGAGUAUGUCGGAGAGGUGAUUACAAGUGAGGAAGCAGAGAGACGAGGCCAGCUCUAUGACAACCAGGGAAAUACAUACUUGUUUGAUUUGGACUAUGAUUCAGAUGAAUUUACAGUAGAUGCAGCUCGAUAUGGAAAUGUAUCCCACUUUGUGAAUCACAGCUGUGAUCCAAAUCUUCAAGUCUUCAAUGUGUUUAUUGAUAACCUCGACUUGCGUCUUCCUCGAAUAGCACUGUUUUCUACACGAACCAUCAAGGCUGGAGAAGAGCUAACCUUUGACUAUCAGAUGAAAGGUUCAAUAGAUCUGACUUCAGACUCUGCUGAUGGUCUUAGCCCAUCCAGAAAGAGGAUCAGAACUGUCUGUAAAUGUGGAGCUGUGUGUUGCAGAGGUUAUCUCAACUGAGUUCGGGUAUCCAAAGUCACAAAUAUUUUGUUCUCUUUUAAAUGUGUUUUAAGAAGACUCUUCUUUCACACAUAUAUUCAAGUAUUCUUGCAUCUAAUGUAAAUAAGUACCGUGAAAACAAGGCAUUACGUUUGUAAUUGAAAUGGCAUUGGCCAAAGAAAGAGAUGUAGUGUUUCAGGCAAAUACAGAACUGAUAACGGGGACUAAAAAUUGAUUUUUCUAGAACUGUUAUUUACGAAGCAGUGAAAUGUAUGCUAAGAACACUCUUUAAAAUGUACCUUGAUUUGAAUAUUCCAGUGUGAGCUUACAGCCAUAUGCCUUUUAGGAGCUGAUUUCAGUGGGAUGAAGUGAUGUUGAGUAUCUUCUGUACCUUGAAAAGUCUGGAGGCAUUUGAUUUGAAUCCUAAGUCAUAGCUGACAGUUCUUUUGCUUUUUGUUGUAUAAAGAAAAGCUUUGCGAGAUUAGCAAUAACAUUUAUGGCACCAGGGUGAAGGAUUAAGGACAACCAUCAGACUGUGUCUAAAUGAAGGUUCACAGGAAUGCAAGUUGUAAAAUGUCCAUUAACUCCAUGCAAGUAAAGUAAUUGGUUUUAGCAGAUUCCAGAUGUAAGAUCAAGGUCUCGGAAUGUUUUUAGCUGAUGUUACAUUAUUUAGAAGUUUUACAUAUAGAAGUGUUUUCAAUUGUUAUGUUCUGAUUUUUAGUUAGGAUGCUACAGGAGGUCUGCAGUUCUACAGAGAAUUUGUAAAUACUGGAUUAUUGGUAGUAACAUACGCUGUUUGUUCUCAUUGCAGAAAUUUGGCAGUCAUUGCUGAAACAAAUUACUGGCUACAGUUUGGAAAUAGAUAACAAAAGAAUAGGGAGAGCAGCCCAUUGUCUAACAAAGCUGAUGCAUUACGGAGAUACGCUCAGUUAUCUGUUAGGUGCAAAAAUACCUUGGGAAUUGAUUUGUAUUCACAACUGGUUUUAAGUUGUUACAUACUGUGACUUUUUUUAUCUAGUGACAGACUUUUAAGAUACUAGGCCUGUUUUUUCUUGUUGCAAAAAUGUUAACUUCAGUGAAGUUAGACUAGGGGUGAGUUUACCCAUUUGCUGUAGACAUUUGUAAGAUGUUCUUGAAUGUAAAGGCUGAGAAAUGUAUUGUUCUUCAGCUGCUUGAGUCGUCUUUUUUUUUUUUCCUGAUCAUCUUAAAGUUGUCUCGAUCUAUUCAUAAUGUAUGCUAAGUUUUGCUUGGCUUCAGAAGCACUGAAGAGCAGUUGAGGUAGGUUAUGAGUGGAGUUACAGCUGAGGUCCGUGCUCCAGGGAUGAUCUAAGUGCUUUAUUCUCGUGGAUUAAAAGCUUGUAAAACUUGCAUAUUGCUUACAAAUCAUGUAAAUGUUGACAGGGUCAGGCAGAAUAAUGUUGCUCCAUAAAUGGAUGCUUCAUCAAUGGAUGCUAGCUAUGUAUCAUAGGUCAGCUAGUUACCUUUAUAAGGUGCACAGCUGUUGGCUCAGGUGAAUGAAGUCAAGUACCCAGCAUAUAACCGUUUACUUAAUUUGUUAGAAAAUGCCUUAAAUUUCAUGUUGAUAGCUAGCACUCCAAGAAGAGUGUUUCAAAGGAUAAUACAGGUUGUUUGUUCAUUAAGCACAGAUGCAUUUGCACUGAAGAUCUGGCUCUUUGGCAGAAAGUGAAAUUUUAUAUGCUACUAGCCAAAAUCAGUUUCACAGUUGGGGUGAAGAGUGUGGGCCACUGAAAGUGCUGUGUUAAGUUUUGUAAUCUACAAUACAAAGAGAUACCUGUUGAAAUAGAUACUUUGUAUUGUUUAAUGAAUAGGAGAAAGUUUGCUUAGAUUUAAAAGUAUUUAACAUUACCUGGCUCACCUGUAUCCACACACUUGGAUAAAUGCUGAAUCUAGUCAAUUUUUAUCAUGCCACAUCUCUAAUGAUUUUUUUUUUAUAUAUAUAUUUACAGUUUUGAAGUAAAAUGUGGAGCUUUAAUGUUAGCAAACUCUAGAUGAUCUUACAUCAUUUGGAGUCAUUAGUGCUUUCUCUUGCAUGUAGCCCGAUUCAGCGAUGCAUUCCACGUGGAUGGAAUCUGCAGUCUCCAUCUCCUUAAUCCGCUGCAGUCUGCAGCCUUCCCUGUCGGUACAGGAUGGCGAGAGUGGCUGCGGCAAGAAAUGGAUUCCUUACCAAAUCGGUUUCUCUGGCCUCUCCUGUGCAAGAUGACACAGGGCUGGUUCAACACUCUUUGUCUAUCUAUGUCCAUGCCCAGUUUGAUUUAAACAUCGCGAGUAAAUGCAUUUUAAAAGAUAAAAGUCUUAGUCGUUGUACUUGAGUUCAGCGUCUGCCUUUUUCCCAAGGCAGUUUAUGUUACCACCAGCACUGCAAUAACACUGCUGUUCUUUAAGGAUAUGUGUGUUACCUCUUGUGUGAUAAAUAAAGGACCGUUAAUUUAUGUUCUGAGAGGUAACAGUAUUUUGUAUUUAUUUGAAGCAAACCCAUGUAUCCAGUUUCCAAUUUAGAGCCUUGAACAGUAUUUUAAAUUUACAUAUUCACAGUGCAUUUGGAUUGCAGUCAGUGAAUUAGCUUAAUGGGACACUGUGUCACUUCUAAAACUCGUUUUGCUGUUUUUAUGAGUUCGGGGGAAAAUUGCCAAAUUGCAAAAAGAGAAAAAGCUAUUUUCAGUUUCUUAAGGAGGCUAAACCAGCCUAGCUUCUGCCUUUGUUUUGCCUUGUGGUCCGUUAGCAUCAUCAUGGCCACCAGUUCAGUUGUGUAUAUGCACUUCUUAAGAGACUGGUAACCUGUGAUCUACCCUCUAGCUGUUCUUUUUUGUUGGGUUUAAUUUUUUUUUUUUUUUGUAGCAAAACUAAAGCUGCACGAUCACCUGUAAGAAAAGCUAUUGUCUAUUUAUUUAAUCUCAAAGUUAAGUCAAUCUUUUGGUUAUUUCUAAUGUAUGUUUUAGGACUGUGUACAUUAGAAUAUGCAGUUUGUAAGCUCAGGAAUAUUUUCUUUUCAUAAUGUGUGAUCUCCAGUAUUCCUAUCUUCCUAUAGUUUUUGAUAAAAUAAAUUAAAUUUAGUUUU